GUAGUGGGUCUCGUGCUCUGAGAGCCGCGUUCCUUCCCCUGACUGAAGAGGCGUAGUUCCUCUUGGUUUUUGCUCACUCUGCGACUUCACCGACACAAAUUUCCGCUUCCUGCACCGAUAAACACCCGGAGCCCAGCACACACGGAGCCGACGCGAAGUUUAAGCGAGGACGGAGACGACGGGCUUUCGCUCGCCCCGCUUUCGGGUACAAACUCCGCCAAACGUCGGGCAUGUUUUACACCGUUUGUCGUUGAUUAGCACCACACGGAGCAACUUUCCGUUAGCGCUCGCGAGCGUUAACACGUCUGCUGCAGUUGGAGGUUAAAUAAUUUUAAGACCCUGCAAAGGAGAGAAGGACUGACGCUCUCAAGAAGGAGGACUCAUUCGGGUGGCUACCCCACCGCUAUCGUUAUAUACAACUGAAAGACACCCCAAUUUUCAGCCUCCAGGAUGUCGGAGCGAGGAGGGCUCCCGCGGACUGGGGGCGUCCCUUCGCCGCACAUGCAGCCCUCCAAGCCGGUCAGCAUCACCUCCAACCGGCCCGUCCAUAUGAACCUCUACGCCACCUGGGAGGUCGACCGAUCCUCACCCAGCUGCGUGCCGAGGCUAUUCAACCUGACACUGAAGAAGCUGAUCAUGCUGAAGGAGCUGGACAAAGAUCUCACUUCGGUGGUCAUUGCCGUCAAGCUGCAGGGCUCCAAACGGAUCUUGCGCUCCAAUGAGAUCCUGCUCUCCUCGGCAGGACUGACGGAGACCGACUUGCAGCUCACCUUCUCCCUGCAGUACCCACAUUUCUUGAAGAGAGAUGCCAACAAGCUUCAGAUCAUGCUGCAGCGGCGGAAGAGAUACAAGAACCGGACCAUCCUGGGCUACAAGACCCUGGCUCUGGGGCUCAUCAACAUGGCCGAGGUGAUGCAGCACCCCAGCGAGGGGGCCCAGGUUUUGGGGCUCCACAGCCAGCUGAAGGACGCUUCUGUCCCGGUCGCCGAGAUCAGAGUCUACUCCCUGUCCAGCCAGCCCAUCGACCACGAGGGACCCAAAGCGAAGAUGUCUGAUCGCUCCCCAGACAUCGACAAUUAUUCUGAAGAAGAGGAAGAGAGCUACUCAUCCGAGCAGGAGGGCAGCGACGACCCUAUUCAUGGGCAGUAUCUGUAUGACGAAGACGACGAGGUGAGGAAGAAGAAGCCGCGGCGUAAGCUCCCUCCCAACGCCAGCAGCACCAGGCAACCCAACAUCAAGCAGAAAUUUGUUGCCUUGCUGAAGAGGUUUAAAGUCUCUGAUGAGGUUGGUUUCGGUUUGGAGCACGUGUCGAGGGAGCAGAUCCAGGAGGUGGAGGAGGAUCUGGACGAGCUCUACGACAGCCUGGAGAUGUACAACCCCAGCGACAGCGGGCCGGAGAUGGAGGAGACCGACAACCUCAGCACACCAAAACCCAAGCUCAGGCCGUUUUUUGAAGGAAUGUCUCAGUCCAGCUCGCAGACGGAGAUCGGCAGUCUGAACAGCAAAGGCAGUCUGGGCCGAGAUACGUUCAGUCCACAGGGGGAGCAGCCUCCCCUGGAGAAGAUGAAACCCUCCCGCAGUCGCAACCUGGACGAGAUCCCAUCAGAGACGGACACACUGGAGCUGACAGACCAGGAGCUUUUUGCCGAAGUUGGCCCAUACAUUACAGUGUCUGUGGCAGAGAAACCCCGUACGCCCCUGAAAAGCAGCAAAAAUGAAAUGCAGCCCAUAGCAUCUCCAAGACUGGAUGGAGGCCACACGCCCAGGCAGAAGCGCAGCAGCAACACGCCCAUGAAGGAGAGGCAGCUGUCCAAGCCUCUGAGCGAACGCACCAACAGCUCCGACUCGGAGCGAUCCCCGGAGCUGGGACACAGCACGCCGGUACUGAGGAAAGUCGUGUACGAUCAGCUGAACCAGAUUUUGUUAUCGGACUCUGCCCUUCCUGAGAGCCUCAUCUUGGUCAACGGCACAGAUUGGCAAGGGCAGUUUGUUGCCGAGCAGCUUCAAGGACAGAGACACCCGGUGGUCUGCACGUGUUCACCCGCUGAGAUCCAGGCGGUGCUCUCUGCUGUGCUCACACGCAUACAGAAAUUCUGCAACUGUAACUCCUCCAUGCCCAGAGCAGUGAAGGUGGUGGCUGUGGGCGGCCAGAGUUACCUGGGAGCCAUCCUGCAGUUCUUCGUCACUCAGCUGGCCAACAAAACCUCUGACUGGCUCAACCACAUGCGCUUCCUGGUGGUUCCUCUAGGAUCGCAUCCAGUCGCUAAGCACCUCGGAUCCCUUGACAACCGCUACAGCUCCUCCUUCCUAGACGGAGCGUGGAGAGACGUGUUCAGCCGUUCCGAGCCGCCUCAGACUGAUCAGCUGGACGUUUCUGGAAGGAUCAGUCAGUACAUCAGCGGCGCCUCAGUCACUCACCAGCUGCCCAUCGCAGAAGCAAUGCUGACCUGCAAGCACAAAACGCGGGAAGAAGAAUCUUACCAGAAGUUCAUACCCUUCAUUGGGGUUGUGAAGGUCGGCCUCAUCGAAUCUGCGAGCUCGCCAACAGGAGAUUCAGAGGAGGGUGUUGGAGUCAGCUUGGCCGUCCCCUCGACGUCUCCGCCAUCUCACGGCUCCCCCACAGGGAUGAUCAAAGAGGCAGCCACGCCCCCCUCGUCUCCGUCCAUGGGCAGCGUCCUCACUGUGCAGGGGAGCCCCAGCAUGCCUCACGGUGUGGACGCCAUCGGCCUGCAGGUGGACUACUGGCUGGCGUCGCUGGCGGACAAGCGGCGGGAGGGCGAGCGACGCGACACGGGCUGCAAGAACACGCUGAAGAGCGCCUUCCGCUCGCUGCAGGUCAGCAGGCUGCCAGGAGGGGGCAGCAGCGACUCACAGACCCUGGUUAACACCAUGGCCAUGACCGUGGUCACCAAGGAGAAGAACAAGAAAGUUCCCACCAUCUUCCUGGGAAAGAAGCCCAAAGAGAAGGACAUGGACUCCAAGAGCCAGGUGAUCGAGGGCAUCAGCCGCCUCAUCUGCUCCGCCAAGCAGCAGCAGACCAUCCUGAAAGUGUCCAUAGACGGCGUCGAGUGGAACGACGUCAAGUUCUUCCAGCUGGCCGCGCAGUGGCCCACUCACGUCAAGUACCUGCCGGUCGGACUUUUCGGCUACAGCAAGCCCCCGUCGUAGGACCGAGCUUUAAACUCCUCCACCUCGCCUGACUUUCUUCUCCACUCACUCUUCCCUCCCUUUUUUUUUUUUUUUAUAUUGCACAAAAGACCUGCAGAGAAGACGGGAGCAAGCAGCCGGACCAUUUUUCUUUCUUCAAUUCCACCAAAAAGAAAGGGAAAAAAAAAUCGCAUUCGUCUUAUUUCUCUAUGGAGGAGGAGGGUGCUGGAGCGCAACGCUGUUACAAGUCACUUUAAUGCUCUUUUUUUAUGUGUCUAUGUGCGGAUUAGGUGUGCAUGCACACGUGAAUGUACAUUCUGUUUGUGUGUGUGUGUGUGUGUGUGUGCGUGUGUGUGUGCGUGAGUUUACAAGGAUAUCACAGCACAAGUUUAUUAGCUAGCCGCCAUUUAUGUUUCCGUUUUAAGGAAUGCAGCAGCAUGUAAAAAAAUAAAUAACGACCCACUUUGAGCCCUUACUCUGUAAACCGGACGCUUUUAGACCUCAUCACACCACCUGAUCGACACACAACCCGCGUGCCGGAAACGGUCACUUCUGCUUCAGUUUUUUUCUGGGCGAUCAAACCAUGACGGCUCCUUCGCUCAGAAAGGCAUGAAAAAGUCAUUUCUACACAAAAAUGAAUCCACUAAUGUACUUUUUUUUUUUUUUUCAUUUCAAGGGCUUCCAUUUAGCAGUUUUUUUUCCUGUAAAAAUAAAAAAAAAAACGAUUUAGAUGUUCAAAUGCCAAAAAAAAACCGAAAGAAAAAAAAACUACAUAGAUACAAGGGGGAAGUGUCUUUUAUUUUAGAGUAGUGCCCUUGUGGAAACCAGUAAAACCUUCCCCUCUUAUUAACGCCGUAUUGUGACGCGUAGUGGUGAAUCUGACGGGCCGUUUCUCUUUCUUCUUCAACCGCUAUGCACUUCUGAACACACACGGACCAUUUGAAUGACUUCGGCCGGCGAUAAAGCGUAAUAACCUGACGAAAUAUGCAGCAGGUACGACUGCUAAGAACAAAAUGCAUGCUUCAAUAGCCCCAACAGCAUCGAAGGGAACAUGGGUAAAAAAAAAAUUUAAAAAGUGCUUUUAUUUAUUUUUUUACCGUAUCUUGUUUCUAGAUAGAAGCACAAAUGUCAGCUUAAUUUAGUAUGCCACGUCUUUUUUUUUUUUUUUUUUUUUUUUGGAAACGGUAACAACAGUAGACCUGGAGAAAAUAUCAGUCUGUGCGCAUCCACCACUUCCCCUGAGACUUCCUAAUGGCAAUUUAUUAUUGGGGGAAAUCAUUGAGUUGUUGGAGUGCAGGUCUGUUUUCUCCAGGACGUCGUGAGGUGAUUAGUGAGUCCACUGUACAGUAAGAGGUAACAAAUGUGUAUGUGACGAAUAAAACAUGACAUGAUCAAAAGCCUCAAGGUUUAAAAAAAAAAACAAAAAAAAAACAAUAAUAAUCAAAAAGUAUGAUAAAUAGUUUUCUAUAAUGUGCUGGGAUGAUGUGUAGUGUGUGUUUUUGUGUGUGUGCGUUGAUGAUGAUGUGGUGAUUAUCGAUAUCACUGAUUAUCUGAUUAGGGCUGCAGAAGCUGCAGUGGUCAUCUUGUUCACUUUGUAGCUGCACACAAGGCAAAAUGCUGGAGUUGACCUUUUUAAAAAGAAAAGAAAACCCAGCAAAUAUAAAUAAACUAUAGAAAUUCUCCAAAUAUAACUAUCUAUUCAAAAUGAUUUAGGAAAAACGCAUCGCCUUGUGUCGUCUACAUCGUAACACUCUACGUCGCCACUGAAGUAUUACAGAAAAUAGUUUUUUAAAAUAGUGUUAAUGCUGAUCUCUUUAUUUAAAAUAGUUUAUUUGACAAUAGAGAGGAUUAUAUAUAUAUUUUCUCUGUGUUGAUGUUACAGUGUCACAGUUGUGAUGUCAGCAGCAUGUGUCUUUUCUUUUUUUUUGACGCCACCUGAUGUGUGAAUCUUCUCAGUUAGCAGAUCACACUCUGCUCCUGAUCGAUUUUUAAUAAGUUGUUCUUCAUGUCUGAAUGUAUCUUCUUUGGUUGCUCUUCACUGAGUUUUAGAAAUGAAAUAUCCCACAGAUUAUGCUUUUGGCAAGCCAGUCUUCCUGAACUUGACUUUUCACUUCAUUUUGACUGAGAGUUUCGUUUUUUAGUCGUCCCCGAACAUCAGAUACUGUUGUUAUGCUGUUGAUUCGACCCAGGUGUUGCUCAAACUAAACCUGAGCUCAAGGUUUCAUUCCAAACUUGACGCUACAGAAACACUAGGCUUUAAUGUGGUGUUUUUCCAAAAGAAAACUACGCUAAAUAAAAAAAAAAUAAUAAUAAUAAUCAAUAUCUAAAGUUUGUAGCAAAUGCACGGAAACAAGUUUUGGAUCCUCAAGUUCUGAACUCGAGCAAUGUGUGUGUUUUGUUUACUGUUUUCAUUUUAAAUCAUUUAAGAAAAAGUAUACGACUAUACACUGUACCAAACUAACACUUUAUUUAAACUCUGCCGUGUAUAGGCUUUAAAACCGCGUAACUUUAAAGUACAGUCAAAUCUCUAUAUGAUCUCCUUUAGUGUCAUAAACUGCAAUAUUCAAUUUUCUUGGCGCCAACAACAGAUGUUUUGUCCCAAAGAACAUCCUGCAGAUUUUGUAGAUGGGUUUGCUGAAGGGCUAGGCUAAGGUUAGCUAGCAUCUGUAGUCUGUUUUGACUUGACUGGUAACAUCUUUCGGUGUGAUUCCAGUUAAUUGUCGACACAUUAAAGAGAUACUGAAAAGCUGUUUCCCUUCUGCUUUAGAAACCGAGCGCUCCGCCUCGAUCGACAUGCAUCUUAAUGAACGGCGUUUCAGCUGCUCUCUACUCAGUUUUCCCUGAAGCCACAUCUUUGUAGACGCACCUAGCAGACUGAAGAGAAGCUGCAGCAGCAGUCAGUACAGUCUCUUCCUCUUCUUCACUGUGAGCAUCGUUGCAAAAGAUUCAAAGCACUUGAAUGUUCAUGGUCACCAUUUUUAAAAAGAGGCUGAAUAAAUUGUAGUUGACGAAGUAGCGUUCAGUUGCAUAACCCAUCUUCCUGACUCUUUUAGUUUCUAAGUUAUGCAGAUAUCUUUUAUGUUCACGAAGCGAUUGUAAGACAAUUGUUAAAAACUAAUAUUCAGCUUGGUUCUCACUGCCCCAAACUGGCCAGUCAAUUCUUGGUAAUAUGAGAGAAUUAUUCACCGAAACAGGGAAGCCUAAAACUUGAACACCAUUUUGCCUUCUAGCAACUUUCUCCAAUUUUGCUCCUACUUCUGACAAGUCUAGAUUAAGCUGUUAAAGGAUUUGGUAAAUUUGAGAAAUUGGACAAAAUGUCUGCAUUUGGAAUGAAAUCAUCAGUGUUUUUACAUCACCGUUGGAGAUUUAUGACCUAAAGCCCAGUUGAGAGCAACAGUUUGUACUCUUGUCAAAAAUGUUUUGUGUUCAGGUUAUUGCAACAAUUUGGUUUUGUUAUUGAUUCAUUACUCCUCUGUUUGCACCCUCAGAAGGAGGCCAGAGGUCAACAUAAAUUGGAAAUAUCUCACUGAAAACUGCUCAAGAAUGAACAUCUUAAUUAUUAUAAUAAUAUUUUCAGGUUUUUUUGUUUUUUUUGCUAUAUUUUCUUGGACUUUGUCCAAAACAGUGUUUACCGUCAUUUCAGCGAAGGGCAAAUUGCCUAAUGUUUCCUACAGUCUCUCUGGAGACGCUGGUUGUUCUGUGCGUAAGUCGUCAACUUGUUCCUCUACCUGUACCUCUGUGUUUGUGUCAACCAGUGAUUGUCGCCGUGGUUCCUCUGUCUGUGGUUGGAGAUUACGAGCCGUUCCGUGUGUCUGUAAUCUCUUUCUCUCUCUGUGUGUGUGAUCAGCAGAUUGGUCUUUUUCACCAGACUUCCACAAGCUCACCUCCCUGGGAAAAACACACUGUCCCCUAUUCCUUCGCAGCUUGUAAAUCGCCCAUCUGUCCUCAGAGGAACUGGGGGGGUUUACUUGUUCAAAGCUUUCUGCCUGAAGAGGUUUUGCUGGGAGCAGAGCCUCCUGAGCUUGUGGACUUGUGAAGAGUAUUUUGCACAUAACAUUUUUCUUCAGCAGCAAUUUUUUUUUUUUUUGCCUUCUGCCUAUAACAGCAGUUGUAAUAAACCAACUAUUAUGCUUGUACAUACAAGAUAGUACUUGAUAUAUUUUUUUGUUUCAUUAUGUUUUUGUUCAUUCUACAUGUUUUGUAGUACUGCUUUUUUCCAUGAUUGCGUCUGUCUGUAGAACAGAUGUGGGGUCAACAGUGAAAGUGCUCAUUAUGUUUGUUUUUUAAAAUAAAGAUAUUCCUCGUUUGUA
Messenger RNA from Poecilia reticulata (guppy), 7457 nucleotides. It is a transcript of the gene pacs1b, whose product is annotated as phosphofurin acidic cluster sorting protein 1b. Gene Ontology annotation, molecular function: transmembrane transporter binding. The record is from RefSeq and is a predicted model, not a curated record. NCBI's taxonomy places the organism in Eukaryota, Metazoa, Chordata, Actinopteri, Cyprinodontiformes, Poeciliidae. Gene Ontology annotation, biological process: protein localization to plasma membrane.